UUAGAAGGAAGAAUGAUCAACCAAUGGAUGAAGGUAAAUCUGCGGUCGGAUACUACCAAGCAGAUAGACAAGUAUCUGACCAUAGAGCAACCGGAGAGCCUCAAAACUGUCAAUGAGGGAGAAGGAGCUGAUAAGUUUGACUAUGCUCUUUUUAACAAGUCAUGAGGAAAUUUUGAGUACGAGGACUGGAUUGUUAAUGUCUUUACCAAUCCUGAUGGAUCUGGAAGCCAGAUAGGCGAAUUUACUGAAGUAGACCUUCUACAAACCUUGUCAAGGCUUGAUAAGACUAAGAGAGAAGCAGAAAAAAUAAUGAAGAAAAGGAGGGCAAAAAGAAUGGAGAAAAUUGAAGAAAUUAACAGAAGAAUGGGCCAUAUGAACUUGGAAGAGGCCGAACCAUUUAAUCCUUAUGAGAAGGAACUUAAUUCUGGAUCGAGGAGAAGAAGUCGAGGAUUAACAUACAUGGAAAAUAUUGAGCUCCAAAAGUAUCAAAAAAGAAUAGGAAUAAAACUUAAACCUAAGCCUCAGGCUAAGCCAAAAAUGCGACCAAAACCUAGCGACUACCCAUCUGCAAAUCUUGGGAAGCCUAUAGGAAAGCCUACUAACAAGCCUGUUAUCCCUCUUCCUGGACAAAAGGGCCCAUUGCACUCAACUGUUGCUCCCCAGGUACCUCAAGGGAUGCACAACAUGAAUCCACCAGCUGCUGCUUCUGGUCACUUAGGUUACUCUCACCAGCCUAAACCUCCUCACACAUACCCCCAUUACACUACCCCAUCAUAUCCUCACCCAAGAGGGCCUCCUCCUACUAUUGCUCAGCCAAAGGUGACUCCUACGGACCCACCAGCCAAGAAGAAGAAAGGCCUAGCUCGGUGGUUCGGGCUUUAAUAUUUGUUAUAAAUCUUAAUUUGUGCUAAAUUGGUACAUAAAAC
Moneuplotes crassus is the source of this 926-nucleotide messenger RNA. NCBI's taxonomy places the organism in Eukaryota, Ciliophora, Spirotrichea, Euplotida, Euplotidae. The record is from the annotation of a GenBank genome assembly.